AUUGGUCGUUGACAAAAAAAAAAAAGAUAACUUAUUGGUCCCACUAUUCUCAUGUUGCUACAUAAACGAGAACCAGCAAGAAGACGACCGACGACGACACAUUUUUUUCCACCCUCACCUCAUGAAUAAUCAACUAUUCGUUCUUCUUUAAAUUACCAAAAGUUAUUUUCAAAACUCGAACCAAGAAGAAGAAGCUAGAAGGAUUCUUAUGUGAUGGAUCCAUGUCCCUUUGUACGACUCACAAUAGAUUCUCUUGCUCUCAGACUACCUGAGACAGCGACCAACAAGCAAGUCGGCGGCGAAGUACAUCCCUCCGCGACGCCUUGUUACUGCAAACUCCGGAUCAAACAUUUCCCUUCGCAGAGAGCGCUUCUCCCUCUCUCCUCCAUCUCCGACGCUUCCUCUCCGCCGGACUCCUCAACUUCAGCUCCGGGAUUCCACCUAGACGCCGACGCGAUCCGAAGAGUUUCCGGUAAGAAGAUCUCACUCAGAGUCUCUGUCUACGCCGGCCGUACGGGACACACUUGCGGCGUUGCCUCCGGGAAGCUUCUUGGGAGAGUGGAAGUAGCUGUGGAUCUCGCGGCGGCGCUUUCAAGAACAGUCGCGUUCCAUAAUGGCUGGAAAAAACUAGGUGGAGACGGAGACAAACCGUCAGCUCGGUUACAUUUAUUGGUCCGUGCUGAACCGGAUCCUCGGUUCGUGUUUCAAUUUGGAGGUGAACCGGAAUGUAGUCCCGUGGUUUACCAGAUUCAAGGGAAUAUUAAACAGCCUGUCUUCAGCUGCAAGUUCAGUUCCGACCGUAACGGAAGAUCUCGGUCUUUGCCGUCGGGUUUUACGUAUAGUAGCAGAGGAUGGAUCACAAGAACAUUGUCAGGUGACCAAUGGGAGAAGAAACAAGCGAGGGAGAGAAAAGGUUGGAUGAUAACGAUCCAUGAUUUGUCUGGAUCUCCUGUAGCAGCUGCUUCCAUGAUCACUCCUUUUGUGGCGUCUCCAGGAUCAGACCGUGUCUCUAGAUCCAACCCAGGCGCGUGGCUUAUCUUACGGCCACAUGGGACUUGUGUCAGCAGCUGGAAACCUUGGGGACGGCUCGAGGCAUGGCGUGAGAGAGGAGCCGUCGAUGGAUUGGGUUACAAGUUCGAGCUCGUGACGGAUAACACCAGUACUAGCACCGGCGUUCCUAUUGCUGAAGGGACAAUGAGCACAAAGCAAGGAGGAAAGUUUAUUAUCGACAGGAGAGUGAGUGGACAAGGAGAGUCGCCGGCAAGAUCGUCUCCGGUGAAAGGGUUCGUGAUGGGAUCCAGCGUUGAAGGAGAAGGGAAAGUGAGCAAGCCCGUGGUGCACGUGGGAGCACAGCACGUGACUUGCAUGGCAGACGCAGCUCUGUUUGUCGCUCUAUCAGCUGCCGUUGACCUAAGCGUCGACGCGUGUCAGCUCUUCUCUCGUAAGCUCCGCAAGGAGCUUUGUCACGACGACCAAAGCUCCCUCUCAUGAAGAAACCAGAAGACUUGAUGACACAUACAAUUUGACUUAACAAAAACCGAUCUACGAAUGCUUAAUUUCGGUUUUUAUUGAUUUUCUUGAUCAAUUUGAUAUGUGAAAAUUCAAAAUUGAAAGAAAGAUGCGUAGACAACGAUCUUUGUGUUGUCUGUAUCAUAUUUAUUUAUUUAUUUUGUGUUUCA
Molecule: messenger RNA, 1679 nt
Organism: Brassica oleracea var. oleracea
Lineage: Eukaryota; Viridiplantae; Streptophyta; Magnoliopsida; Brassicales; Brassicaceae
Exons: 3
Coding region: 214-1491 (425 amino acids)
Source: RefSeq, a predicted model, not a curated record